Molecule: messenger RNA, 1541 nt
Organism: Lepisosteus oculatus (spotted gar)
Lineage: Eukaryota; Metazoa; Chordata; Actinopteri; Semionotiformes; Lepisosteidae
Gene: cnmd
Product: chondromodulin
Biological process (GO): negative regulation of endothelial cell proliferation; negative regulation of angiogenesis
Source: RefSeq, a predicted model, not a curated record
AUCUAGCAAGUUUUGUCAGUGGGUUGAAGCAGUUGCCCAGACGAAAAAAAGCGUAGAGCCAGGCUAAUAUAACAGGCUCUGUAACUAGUUAGCACUCUAGUCACGUCCACUCCGGGUGAAGUGCAGAGUGCACCGGUGGACAGUCUGAUUCAGAAGUCCAUUAGUAGCCAUGGCAGAGACUUCGGAGAAAGUCCCCAUCUCUCUGGCAGGACCAGAAGACGUGGAACAGUGUUUACCACCUAAGGCUUACACUGCCGUGACUGUAAAACCCUCCAACAGUGGUCGUCUUCUGAAAAUUGGAGCAGCGGUGCUGAUAGCAGGAGCAGCUCUUCUGCUUGUUGGUGCUAUCGGUGCCUUUUACUUUUGGAACGACAAGCACGUGUACAAUGUUCACUACAGCAUGAGCAUCAAUGGAAAAGUAGAGGAAGGAUCCAUGGAAAUUGAUACUGCGAAUAACAUGGAGACAUUCAAGACAAAAAUUGGGAACGAUGAGGCUGUGGAGGUUCAUGACUUUCACAUUGGAAUCACUGGAAUUCGCUUCUCUGGAAGAGAGAAAUGUUAUAUUAAAGCACAAGCUAAGGCUCACCUCCCUGACGUGGAGACUCUGAACAAAGAGUCACUAACCUUUGACCUGGAAGAUGAGAUUAUGCCAGCUAAAUUUGAUGAGUCGCCUCUCAUCUGGGUGUCUGCAGAGCAACCAGUGAAAGACAACAGCUUUCUGAGCGCCAAGAUCCUGGACCUCUGUGACAAUCUACCAAUCUUCUGGCUUCGUCAGACAUAUGCCAAAGAUGGACAGAGAAAGAAAAGAGAAGCUCAACGUCCAAGACGCCAGUCAGAACCUUAUGAUCCAUUCAUAGAGGCUGCAGAGCAGGUGAACACUGUUGGUCGAUCUCAGAAUGUUACCUCAAGGAGAGUUACAGAUGAGGAAGAGCCCACUUUCAACCCAGAGAACCCCUAUCACAGAAAUCUGGAAGGGGAGGAAGACACCAUGACCUUUGACCCCAUGCUGGACCACCAAGGAAUCUGCUGCACGGAGUGCAGGCGCAGCUAUACGCACUGCCAGCGGAUAUGCGAGCCCCUCGGAGGCUACUGGCCCUGGCCCUAUGACUACCGGGGAUGCCGUGUUGCUUGCAGGAUCAUCAUGCCGUGCCGCUGGUGGGUCGGACGCAUAUUAGGCGUUCUGUAGAUCUCCGACUGACUCAUGCAUAACAUCAAGGAAACUCAGUGGAGAUCGCAGCUAAAGAAGUCCUCAGAAACUCUGCCUUAUGUAACAAACAUACGUAUUUAAAGACCAAAUAAUACAAAAUUUCCUUUUUCCAGGAUGUAAAUAAAUAAUAAAGUGCUAACUAUAUUGUUAAUCCUAUUGAAAGAUUGUUGCGCAUUUAAAGCUGAAUGUGUAGAAAGCUCGUCUUUUUAGAUUGCUGCAAUUAGUGUCAACAGCCUUUUUUCCACGCUAAUGUGUCCUCUAUACAUUAAACAGCUUUAUUUCUAUGUUAUUUGUAAUGUGCUCGUUAAUAAAUCCAUGCUUUAUUCCUGUCUUA